UCGCGCCGGUUUGUCUUUUUCCCCCGUCGGAACUUAAAGGCAGGAGAAUCCGGCUCCAUCCGCCAAGUCGGUCCCGCCGGGUACUUUGUAACGCUCCGGGCCAGGCCUGAACGGCAUCCGCCUUCGGAGUCGGGAUUAAAAAUGAAGACCAUUCUUAGUAACCAAACAGUUGACAUUCCUGAGAAAGUCGACAUUAUCCUGAAAGGGCGGACAGUCACUGUUAAAGGGCCGAGAGGAACUUUGAAAAGAGACUUCAACCACAUCAAUGUGGAACUCUCCCUUUUGGGGAAGAAACGCAAGAAGCUGCGUGUCGACAAAUGGUGGGGUAACAGAAAGGAGCUGGCAACCGUUCGCACAAUUUGCAGUCAUGUGCAAAACAUGAUCAAGGGGGUUACAUUGGGCUUUCGUUAUAAGAUGAGGUCUGUCUAUGCCCAUUUCCCCAUCAACGUCGUUAUUCAAGAAAAUGGCUCCCUGGUCGAGAUCCGUAACUUCCUUGGGGAGAAAUAUAUCCGACGGGUGCGCAUGAGGCAAGGGGUUAAUUGUGCAGUGUCGCAAGCUCAGAAGGAUGAACUGAUCCUUGAAGGAAAUGACAUUGAAUUGGUAUCUAAUUCGGCUGCCUUGAUCCAGCAAGCCACAACUGUCAAGAAUAAAGAUAUCAGAAAGUUCUUGGAUGGUAUCUACGUCUCCGAGAAGGGAACAGUGCAACAAGCUGAUGAAUAAAACCGGUCCUGAAAUGGCAAUCUGGGAGACAUGACACAUCUUGCAGUUGGAAGUUUUCUAUUUGAACUGUACAGUCUCAGAUUGUUUUGAGAAAAUAAAACCAUUAUCUUUCAA
Pseudonaja textilis is the source of this 834-nucleotide messenger RNA. Lineage: Eukaryota; Metazoa; Chordata; Lepidosauria; Squamata; Elapidae. The record is from RefSeq and is a predicted model, not a curated record.